Molecule: messenger RNA, 354 nt
Organism: Ichthyophthirius multifiliis
Lineage: Eukaryota; Ciliophora; Oligohymenophorea; Hymenostomatida
Exons: 2
Source: RefSeq, a predicted model, not a curated record
CUUUAAAGUUUAGUCGAAGAUGGAAAUUAAAUUUUAGAUGAACCUGAUUUAUAGUCGGGAAUCCAAAUUAUUGAUUUAAUUUAGUUUUAAGAAAACUCAUAAACAAAUAUAUAAUAAGAAAUUGAUGAAUUUGAUUAAAUUAAAAAUUAUUUUUCAAAUAUUUUUAAUAAAACAAAAGUCGUGGCUGGUUAGGCAUUAACAAAAAGUAAAGAAAUUGCUUAAAAUACAAUUGCAAAAGUAGAAAUAGAAGCAAAUAAUAUUAAAGAGAAAUUAAAAGAUAAAAAUAAAUUAUAAGAAGAUUUUAAAUAAUUUGGUCAAAAAAUUGAAACUUCAAGUAAAUAAUUUGCUUAAGAA